GCUGCGAAGUGCGAAGUGAACGUAAAAUGUUAAAUGUAUUAUUUUUGUGAUUUGGAUUUCUUGAAUCGUGACGAAAUAUUUGGCAAUUAUUUGUAAUUCCAUGUUGAAUAUUAUAGUACGCUAAAGAAUUGGUGAACUCGAUAGAAAGUCAUAAUGGCCACUUUGAAAUCAGAUUUAGAUGAGUAUUUACUACAAAAUGAUAAAAGUCGAAGUUACAAAUUCAAUUUACCUACAUUUUCAACACCAAGUUUUAUGUCGCGGAGUCCUAGUGGUGAACAAACGCCAAGUAGUAGUACCAAUGAAAGUUGGUUCCAGGAAGUUCAAAAGGAGUAUUGUACAUUGAGUCGCUCACAGAGGUUUAUAGCGUUUGGAGCAUGCAUAUUUCUUGGAGUGGUUUGUUUUAUAAUAUCAUUCGCUUUGAUACCAGUUUUGUUACUAAAAGCGAGGAAAUUCUCCAUGUUGUUUACAUUGGGAAGCUUCUUCUUCAUACUUAGGUAACAACGGAUUUUCCUAUACGGACCAUGGGCGCAUCUGAAAUCGAUGUUCUCAAAGGAGCGAGCUCUUUCAACAGUGUUGUACUGUGUGACAUUGAUAGCAACGCUGUACUGCGCGAUGCAUCUGCAAAGUACGAUCCUUACGGUGGUGUGCGCGGUGGCACAAGUCAUAGCUCUCAUUUGGAUGAUGAUGGACGCGCUCCCUGGCGGAUCUUUGGGCACCAGGUUCUUCGGAAGCAUGUUCAAGUCCUCAGUUUCGAAUACACUACCCAUAUAACGGUUAAUUUGUAAAAUAACUUAGUGAUAAUGACAUUUGUGGAAGUGGUUUGGAAAAUUUUACAACUAUUAUUAUAUGAACUUGCCGAAUUUUUAUAUAAAUUGUAAUUAUCGAACAGUUAGCAUAAUUAUUUUUAACAAGACAGUAACUAGUUGGCGUCGGUUGUCUAGCGGUUUAGCACGCCGAUUUACUACCGAUGGUCGCGGGUUUGAGGCCAUGAUCUAAAUGUUUGUAUUCAUAGGUAUGUUUGUUUGUAUUCGUGUAGGUGUGUUAGAAAUACCUAAUGUUACAAUAUAAUUUUAUCUUAGCAUUUAAUGUAAAUAAUUAACAUAUCCUAUACUUUUUCAACUUUAAUAUAACAUAUGUUGAACAUAUAAUAGACAUAAAUACAACAGUCAUGAAUACAAAUGUUUAUAUUGUAAGGGAAUCGAACCGACAUUUAUUGGAAUGUGAAGCAAUGUAUUAAAUAGCUAGACCACCGAGGUCAUCGUGAAAUGGAGAGUGAGAUGAUGUAUUUUUUAUAUUAUUGUAAUGGUAAACAGACUCAUAUGUGCCCGUAGUACCUUGUACGCUACCAUUCAAAGGUCCAGUCAAACCUUUGAUGUCGGUUGACACCUUGUAAAUUAACUGCCUUAUUUAUUUAUUAAUUAAAACUUUAAUGCACAAAUACACAAAUAUAGAUAUGGCGUACAUAACACCCUAUGGCAGGACUACGCAAAUGUAUUCGUAUUGUGACGCCCUUAUUUGCUAUUUUUUUGCGACACCCCUCAUUCCAACCCCCAAAAAUACUUAUUAAAUUUAGUACUAUAGACUAGUACUGAAAUUAAAGUAAGUAUUUU
Molecule: messenger RNA, 1610 nt
Organism: Achroia grisella
Lineage: Eukaryota; Metazoa; Arthropoda; Insecta; Lepidoptera; Pyralidae
Exons: 3
Biological process (GO): vesicle-mediated transport
Cellular component (GO): membrane
Source: RefSeq, a predicted model, not a curated record